UCCAUUUAAACGUGUAGUGUGAUUGACAGGACAAAACAAUCAAACUGAUUGAAGUCAUAUCCUGAUUGCCACACUUUGAUUUUAUUGGAGUUUAACAAAUCGAGGAAAAAGGUGAAACAAGUGACGAAAUUUAGAUUUAGCUAUAGUUCAACCAGGAAGACCUAGCAAGCUGCUGCGCAAAACAAAAACAUUCGCCGACGCCGAGACGAGCCUCGAGUCUCGAAUCGAAAAUGGAGAACCUCGCCGACGAUCCGGACUUUAUCAGCGCAAUUGUGCAGGAGGUGAAAUCGCAGGGUCUGUUUGACAAUUUCCGCAAGGAGUGCCUGGCGGACGUGGACACGAAGCCGGCCUACCAGAACCUGCGCCAGCGGGUCGAGAGCACCGUAAGCAAGUUUCUGGCGCAGCAAACCUGGACCGACAACAUCCGGCACAAGAACCAGCUGCGGGAGAGGCUGCGCAAGCAUGUCAUUGAGUCUGGCUUUUUGGACACCGGCGUCGAGCGGAUUGUGGACCAAGUCGUGAAUCCGAAAAUAUCCACCGUGUUUCAUCCGAAAAUCGAGGAGAUUGUGUACAACUAUCUCGGCAUCGAGAAGCCAAAGCCGGUGCUGAACGGUGGUGGUGGCGAUAUGGACGUACAAACAGAUUUCCUCCCCGAAGACCUGGAAGCGGUCAGCCCGGACUCGGACAAAAAGUCAUCGAGCACUUCGUCCGACAUUGCGAUCAAGCCGGAACCAAACGCAAACGACGGUGAGUUGAACGAAUCGAAAGAGGCCGUGGAGGACUUUGAGUCGCCUGCAUUCGAACCGCUCGAAACGCGGCCACCGAGUCAGGUCAAGAACGAGAGCAACGAUUCUCAUGCUUCGGCGAUCAGUGGCUUGACAUCGCAGGAAUCGGUUGGAAGCGAAAUUGUUGAGUUUAAGCAGGAAACCUCUGUCAUCGAGGACGACGUUGGCGAAGUAGUCAAUGGAGUAGUAAAGGACGAGUGUAACGGACAAGAUGAAGAGCCCUCGAAUGAAGCGAGUCGGCCAGUGCCGGAGAUCAGUCCGGAAGUUUCCCAGAACGACUCGCAGCUUUCGCAGGUUUCAAGCAACAGCCGUUUGUCAAUUAUUACCAACUCCGAAGGGGUUCAGCAGCAGCAGCGGCAGCCAGAUAAUCAGCUGGAAUCUAGGCUGGAUAUAACGGAAGAAGCGCAGAUGCCAAGGUUCAACGAGAACUCCAACGAGGAAGAGGGAGAACUGCCGGACAGUGGAGGCGACGAGGAACCGUCCGACUCUGCUGACGGUGGUGAUCGUGGACCGCACAAGUCGAACUUUGAUUUGAGGAAGGAGUCGUACGAGUUCAAGGGCACUGAGCGGAACAAGCGUUAUCUGGAUGUCGAUGUGGAGAAGCCAAAUGUGGUGGAGCCGGCGACGAUCGAGCACAAAGCGGCGGAUGGUGAGGAAAAUAUCAAGGAAGAACCGCAAAUUGUUCCGGAGGAUGAGCCCAAGCAGUGCCCAUUAGCGACCAGUCUCAAGUGCGAGGAAACCUCAUCGCACUCGGAACGAUCACUGCGCAUUUGCGAGGACUCGACGCUGGAGCAGAAGGCUGCGGUGCAAGAUACCUACAGCACAAGCCUGCAAGAAAACUGCGAGUCGGUAAAAACUCCGCUCAAUGACGAACACAGCACACAAUCGGCACCCGAUGUGGACAAAAUGGACAGCAGUCAGGUGGUGGAGGUCGUGAGUUUGGCCGCGGUGCAGCAGCACUCCGAUAAGGAGAAGAAAUCGGAGCGACACCACCGCGAUCGUGACCACAAAUCACGGUCGUCUUCCUCGCGGGACCGGCGAUCGCACAGUUCGUCAAAGCACGGCAGCAGCAGCAGUAGCGGAAGUGGAAGUGGUAGUGGCAGCAGCAGUCGCAAGUCGGACCAUCGCGACCGGAAGAGCGAGAAUGGGAACGGUUCGAGCAAACGCUCCAGCGGCGACAAGAGAAAGGAAGAUGAUGAUCACUACAGUGCGCACGAGAAGCCGGUCAAGAAGCGUCGCUCGACGGACAGGGACUCGAACGAUGGAGCUGAGAGUGGAAAGUCGGCCAAGGCAGGUGAUGAGAAUAACGGCAGCUCUGGAAAGGGGACCAACACCGAAUCAGCCAAGAGUUCGCAAAGUUUGCAGAAGCGAGGCAGCGGAUCACAGGACAAGCUGAACGAGUCUCUGGAGUCGAGCUUCGAGGGAUUCGACGAGGAGCAGAUUGGCAAGAAGGAGCGUAGAAGCGCAACUCCGAAAAAAUCGGACAAAGGGUCAAAGUCUGGCGUGGUGAAGAGUGCUGAUAAAAGCAAGAGCUCAAAGAAGCCGAGGAAAUCCAGCGACAAGUCCCCGCCGGGGAAAUCCGCUGCAAUGACCAUGGAUGUGUUUAGCUUCUCGUUUGACAAACCGGCGAAGCUGGUGAACGGGGAGAUUGUUGCCGAAAACAGUCCGGAACCGGAGCCGGGAGUGGUAGACGAACUUCGCGAAGAUGUCGACGUCGUGCCAUCUCAAGAAUCGAUCGGAAACUUUGACGGCGAGAUUGUGCUCGAUCCCGCAGAGCUAGCACAGGCCAUUAGUGCUAACGAGAACCCCGAACAGGUAACUUCCAGCGUCGAUGAUAAUGAUUUGGAGAGUGGCCACGCCGCACUCAGUUUUCCCACGACCGAUCCGGCAGAUUUGGUCACCCUUGCUUCGCAGCCGAUUGUCGUGGAUCAGAUGCUAUCAGCGACCGGUGAUAACAUGGACUUGGAACUGUUGAUUGGCGAGAAGCAAUUGCGCGGAGAUGAAUCGACCAUGGGCACGAUUCAGAAAGGUUUGGACGUGGUGAAGAACAAGAUUCGCAAGCCCAAGAUCGCGUCCAACUUUAGCGAGGCCUGCAAGCUGAUGAAAGUACGUCGCCAGAUUGAACGCCAGGAAAAGAAGAAGCGCGAGCAGGCGAUGGUGCUGGCCAAGAAGCUCAUCAACGAAAAUGGCUCCGCGAUGGAAGAGGACCAAGGAAUUGAACUGGAAUUUGUGUGCGAUUCAACGCGAAACAACUCUGCCCCGAUCAUCUCGUCACCGGUUCGACAGAGAUCCAAACUGAACGACGAGCAGAGCCUGUUGUAUUUCCCAGAAGAAUCGGAAGUUUACCCUGUGAACGAGAACCUUCACGAGUUUUUGAAACAGAAAACGGAGAAAUCAACGUUUGCUGAAGAUUACGCCGUGGAGUGUCUGAAGAUAAAGCUACAUUCACUUGAAGCGCAGCAGAAAGAGCCCGGAAAGGCACUGUUUCCGGACACUGAAGAGGAUGAAAUUAUGGCGGUAGAAAUUACCGAAAUCGAUGACAUUUCCAGCGAUAACUGCACCGUCGUGCUCGAGAGGAUAAAUAUGAAUUCCCCAAAGUGGCAAAAAUUGCGCGCCCCUUCCGUUGACGGAGCAAAAAGCCAAGACACCGUUUCUAGCCUGGAAGUGCCACCAAAUGACGCAGCCUAUGAAGAAAUGAGUCAAUCUAAACCGGUGGAGGAGUCGUCAACAACUGAGACAAAAGUUUCGGAAGAACCAGAAGGCUCGGCAAACCUUUCAACUAUCCGUGGCAGCGUUAAACCCAGACGUGUGGGACUGUCCCGACCAAAGGGAGCAACGCUGAACAACAACACGACGGCCAUUCUCAAGGUCGACAUUGCCGAUGUGAAGGCAACGUCCCCAGCGCCAGACCGAAAGUCCAACAGCGACAUCAAGGCGCAGCGUUACACCGCGAGUGACCUGUACAAGCCGACGCUGAACGGUCUGAGGACGCGCACACGCACCCGAACCGGCGAGGGAUUCAGUAUGUAAAGAGUUGGGGCGUUCUUCGGUGGGAUCCUUUGCAUUUAACGGAGAAUUUGUUAUUCGCUGGGAUAUUUCCUUGAAUUUUUAGAUUUAGUGAUACUUUUUUUCCUGUACAUGAAAUGCAAUAAACUUGAAUUCAUACUUACUUACCAAUAGA
Culex pipiens pallens (northern house mosquito) is the source of this 3966-nucleotide messenger RNA. RefSeq names its product biorientation of chromosomes in cell division protein 1-like 1. The record is from RefSeq and is a predicted model, not a curated record. The transcript has 5 exons. NCBI's taxonomy places the organism in Eukaryota, Metazoa, Arthropoda, Insecta, Diptera, Culicidae. Bases 231 to 3815 code for a protein of 1194 amino acids.